Messenger RNA from Erythranthe guttata (spotted monkey flower), 1227 nucleotides. RefSeq lists its product as uncharacterized. Gene Ontology annotation, molecular function: protein binding; mRNA binding. NCBI's taxonomy places the organism in Eukaryota, Viridiplantae, Streptophyta, Magnoliopsida, Lamiales, Phrymaceae. The record is from RefSeq and is a predicted model, not a curated record.
AUGAAUGAAGAAACGCAAACCAUAUCCGAGUUCAAUCAUCUGCUCAUGUCUUUAGUUUCAGCAGAUGAAUUCGAAUUGGCGUCGAAUCUGAAAUCCAAUUUAUCAUCCUUUGGGCUAAUCCCCAAUGAUUGGACGUAUUCGAUUUUUGUGAACUUCUACUGCAAGAAAAACGAUCCCACAGAAGCGAAAAGCGUUCUUGAUUACAUGCUUGAAAAUGGGUUCGAGCCCAAUGUUGCCACUCUGACCACAUUGAUCAAUACAUUUUGCGAAAAUGGGCGGCUGCAAGAUGCCUUUAAGGUGUUCGACAUAAUGUCUAGCAUAGGAUGCGAGCCCACAAUCAACACAUACAAUUGCCUGCUGAAGGGGCUGUGCUAUGUUGGGAGGGUAGAAGAGGCUUAUGACUUGAUGGGCAGCAUCAAGAAAUCGUCCAUGAAACCGGAUAUCUACACCUACACCGCGGUGAUGGAUGGUUUUUGCAAAGUUGGGAGAAUACACGAGGCAUUUGAAUUGCUCUUCGAAGCUAUAGAAAUGGAGUUGUCACCAAACGCAGUCACUUACAACACUCUGUUUAAUGGCUACUUCAAGGAAGGCAGGCCGUUGCGCGGUUUUGGUCUAUUGAGGCGAAUGAGGGAAAGGGAAUGCAAGCCUGAUUACGUUACCUACAGUACAUUCUUGCACGGAUUGUUGAAAUGGGGUAAAAUGAAAGCAGCUCUGUCGAUCUAUAAAGAAAUGAUCGAAACAGGCUUCCGAGUGGAUGAGAGGAUGAUGAACACCUUGUUGAGAGGCUUGUGCAGGUGGUCGAGGGAGGAGAAAGAGCUGCUGAAAGACGUGCACAACGUGUUUGAAGAAAUGAGGCAGAGAAAUUAUACCGUUUGCCCCGAUGCAUAUGAUCUGGUGGUUGAAGCCUUGUGCAGUGGAAGGGAGAUGGAAAAGGGAUUUGAAAUCUUGAAUGAGAUGAUUACAAUUGGAUAUUCGCCCAAGACGUUUACAUUCAACAUUGUCAUUAAAUCUCUUUGCGGGAUCGGAGAAGUUGAUAGGGCAUUAGCAAUAUUCAAGCUAAUGCACAAAAACAGGGACCCGAGAGGGAUUCCUUUCAAUGCCUUGAUCAAUCAGUUGAAUCGAAGAGGACGGUUAUUAGAGGCUCGUUUUGUUUAUGCGGUUGCGUUGAAGAGAGGUGUGGUGCCUAAGAGUAAACCUAGCAAAUACUUGAUCGUGCAUCACAAGUAA